ACUUUUUCCAUACUCUCCGCAACAACCCAUACUUACAGUCUUACACAACAUCUGUCUAUAUAAAGUAUGCCCCUCGCUUGAUCAGAAAACCAAAGAAGACAAAAAGGAAACAGAAAAAUUUAAGCCUUGAAAGUUGGAAAGAGCGAUGAGGCUUUCCUCCAGUUUCUUUCUCCUCACCCUCGUAUUCUUAUUCUUCAUCUUUCCCGCAGCAACCAGUUGUUGCACCAAGCUCAUAGAUGAGACCUGCAAGAACUCUUCACACAAUGACAGUAACUUCAGUUACAGGUUCUGCAAGACUUCCCUCCAGGCAGCUCCGGCCAGCCGCUGCGCCAGUUUCCGGGGACUGGGGUUGAUCGCCAUCAGAUUAUUCCGGGAUAACGCCACCGACACCAGAUGCUUCAUCAGAGAACUGCUCGGAAAGAAGGGGUUGGACCCAUCUGUGAAGAUGCGUUUGGAAGAUUGUUUGGACAUGUAUUCGGAUGGAGUCGAAUCCCUAACACAGGCCAUUAAAGGGUACAGGGCUGGGGAGUAUUUCGAUGCUAAUGUCCAAGUUUCGGGUGCUAUGACUUAUGCUAGUACUUGUGAAGAUGGUUUCCAGGAGAAGGAAGGUUUGGUUUCGCCGUUGACGAAGCAAAACGACGAUGCUUUUCAGUUGGGUGCGCUCUCUCUUUCGAUUAUGAAUAAGCAGAAGUGAUUCAUGGCUGGCUUUGUUUUUUCAAUUCUGAGGCAAUGCUUCUCUUUUUCUAAUUAAUUAAUAUUUACUUUCACAUUUUUUGGCUUUUAG
This is a messenger RNA of Vitis riparia (riverbank grape), 784 nucleotides long. RefSeq names its product putative invertase inhibitor. The record is from RefSeq and is a predicted model, not a curated record. Bases 146 to 694 code for a protein of 182 amino acids. Gene Ontology annotation, molecular function: enzyme inhibitor activity. Lineage: Eukaryota; Viridiplantae; Streptophyta; Magnoliopsida; Vitales; Vitaceae. The transcript has a single exon.